AUGGCAGAUGCAAAACCUGUUACAAUCCUACUGGCCAGCCACUUUACACUGAGUAAAUCACAAUGUCCUAGAACUGAACCUGAAAUGAUUAAGAUGGAACAUAUCCCAUAUGCAAAUGUGAUAGGAUCUCUUAUGUAUGCCAUGAUUAGCACAAGGUCUGACUUAGCCUUUGUAAUUUCCUUACUCAGUAGGUAUAUGUCUAACCCUAGUAUGGAUCACUGGAUUGCUUUAAAAUGGGUUCUGAAAUAUAUCAAUGCUACCUUAAAUGUUGGAUUGCAUUACUGUAAAAGAACUGCUUCACUUGAGUUGGUUGGGUUUGUAGAUGCAGAUUUUGCAGGUGACAGAGACACCAGGAAAUCAACUACUGCAUACUACUUUACUUUAGGAGGCAACUGCAUUAGCUGGAAAUCCCAAUUACAGCUGACAGUUGCAUUAUCCACUACUGAGGCUGAAUAUGUGACUGUUGCUGACAUAUUCAAAGAAGCUAUCUGGCUAAAAGGAAUUCUUAGUGAAGCCAAGUUAACAAGUCAAAGUCCUGUCAUCUUUUCUGACAGUCAGAGUGCAAUACAUUUGAGCAAGAAUCCAGUGUACCAUGAACGUACGAAACACAUAGAUGUGAGAUAUCACUUCGUAAGGGACCUGAUCUCAAGAGAUGAGAUAGCACUUCUAAAGGUUUCAACCGAAGAAAAUCCAGCAGACAUGGGUACCAAGACAGUCAUUCAUACCAAGUUCAAGCACUGCUUGAAUUUGUUAUUCAUUCAGUAA
Pistacia vera is the source of this 765-nucleotide messenger RNA. Its product is annotated as secreted RxLR effector protein 161-like. The record is from RefSeq and is a predicted model, not a curated record. The coding region runs from base 1 to 765 and encodes 254 amino acids. Lineage: Eukaryota; Viridiplantae; Streptophyta; Magnoliopsida; Sapindales; Anacardiaceae. The transcript has a single exon.